Messenger RNA from Musca vetustissima, 4716 nucleotides. It is a transcript of the gene plx, whose product is annotated as TBC1 domain family member 1. The transcript has 11 exons. The coding region runs from base 1 to 4716 and encodes 1571 amino acids. The record is from RefSeq and is a predicted model, not a curated record. NCBI's taxonomy places the organism in Eukaryota, Metazoa, Arthropoda, Insecta, Diptera, Muscidae.
AUGAAAACCCGUCUGGUUUCUCUAACAUAUCGCGGUUCGGCUUCGGUCGAUCCGCGCUACUCAGCCGCAAUGCUGCCGUGGACUAUAAACGAUAUUCGCUCAACGGAAAGUUAUUCGAAGCUUUCCGUUGGCAUUGAAAAUGGCAAUCUCGAAUCGUACAAUUCUGACUUUGAACUGCAAUUCAGUCAUCCACUCAAACACAUUGUCGGAAUGUGUCGCAUUGUCCACAAACAGGGUGGCAAGCAGGUGGGCAAUGGCUUCAUGCAAAUCAAAACGCCACAACAACAACAUCAACAAACAAAUGGCAUUGUCGGCGGCAAUGGUCUGCCCUCGUCAUCGUCCACAAGUAAUGGUUUCAAGUCAUCCCUAAAAACUUCCACUUCGUAUGGGUCGUUGUCAUCAAGUGCGGCCGCCUCAUACCAACAACAACAACAACAGCAACAACAGCAAGCCAACGAUGCCGCUGACAAUGGAGUACCGAAUAAUUUUAUGGAAUUUACCGGACCCAUAACGGGUUUAGUCUAUCUGAUGAAGGAGCCGAAGGAUCCCUUGCUGCACAUUUAUCUUUUUGAAUGUGAUGCGGUCGAGGAGAUGGCCGAGUUAAUGCAUCAAAUGCGUGAUCCUGCCCAUACCCUAGGCGGUUCCGUUGGCAGUAUACCACAAACAUUGGUGGCCAAUAGCGCAGCUGGUGGUGAAUUGACAAUGCAAAAACUGCUGGCAGGCAAUGGCAUACACACAACACCGGCCACCAAUCUUAAAAUGUCCGAAGCUAUGCGUCAGGCUCAACAUGAAGCUAGUCCCACGUUGGCCGCCGCCUCGUCAAAAAUGAAAUCAUCAAAAUCCUAUACACAUGGUCUCAGUAAUUCCGCAGGAACGGUAAACAUUCCAACAUCUACCUCAGCACAAAGUAAUCUCUCGCUACUCGCCGACAUCUCACCAAAUCACACCCACUUCUUUGAGGUUAUGUAUGUGGGUAAGAUACGUGUAUCACACAAGCGGGUACCCUAUUCGUUCAUCGAUGACGCCUUGCCCAAAUUCAAGGCUUACGAUGCUCAGCGGCAGCGUCUAAUGCAAUUGUCUUCGAAUCGUAAAAUGUCCAUGACAAGCGAGGGUGCGUUUGUAGGCGCCGGAACAUUAGAUUUGAAAAAUUGUUCUCUUAAAGAUCAUGAUGUGAAAGAAGAAGACGAAGAGGAGGCUGAACGUGAAGAUGCUAAGCGUCUGGAAAAGCAACAAAAGGCAGCUGCCGAAAAUAAAAAAUCCGAGGACGAAGAGAAAGACGAGGGAGAACAAUUGGAAAAGUAUAAUAAGGAGAAUAAUUUGCCCGUGGGAAAUCGUUUAAUGCGUGGCAUUAGUCAACUGGAUAUACCAUUGAAAAAAGACUUACCCAAGCAACGUGAUCGCUCCGCAUCAUAUGGCUGCAUACCACCCUAUGUUGAACAGAAUCGCACCAUGGUAUUUUUGGUUGGUCGUUCCGAUCUACGAUUGAUCUCACCCGAUCGCAAACAGGUAUUGCUCUACAAAGAUUUCAAAGAUGUGGCCAGCUGUGCUCAGGGUCAAAAGAAUGCCGAUCAUUUUGGCAUCAUAUGCCGCGAAGCCCACAAUGACGGUUAUAUUGGUUACGUUUUCAAAUGUCAAUCCGAUCAUGUUUGUGAUGAUAUUGUGGCAGCCAUCUCCCAGGCCUUUGUCACAUGUGCCGAACAAAAGAAAAAAGAAGCCACCCAAAUAUUCUCUUGUGAUCAUUGCCCGAUGUUGUGGUAUCACAAGCUCUGCACCGAUGUGGAAGGUCUAAGUGAAAAGAAAACACAAGCUAUGAUAUUUAGACGUAUUGAAACCCUAACCGAUGAUGAACAGGAUACUAUAUGGGCGAAAUUUUAUGGUUCGGAAAAGAUGACAGCACCAUUGCAGGAACAAAAUCAAUUUUUAAUGAUGUUACUGCGCGCUCACUGUGAGUCGCGACAGCAGCGUCAUGUCCAUGAUACAGCUGAAAAUCGUUCGGAAUUUUUAAAUCAAUAUUUGGGUGGCAGUACGAUCUUCAUGAAAGCUAAACGUUCCCUAACCAAUUCCUUUGAUCAUUUGUUGAAGAGAAAAGCCUCCAAGGAUGACAUCGGGGCGAAUACUUUACAGGUUAAGGAACAUAAAAUACGUGAAAGUUCCGCCGAGCCGAAAUUGGAAGGUGCCGGAGGCAAUGAUUCUCCACCGGAGGGCUUUAGAUCAAGAUCAAAUACAAUUGGUGGUACUAGCCCCAGUAAACCGCAGGCGGAACAACUGAAAUCACCAAUGAUGGAUAUAUUCAUGAAGGUGGGCAACAGCCCUAAGGUUGAGGAAACUCAUCAAGGCUCUUGGCGCCAGGCCAUACUCAAUAGUGUGGUAACACCCUCGAAGGGCAUGGAUGGCACUGAUGGCCAAUCGGAAUAUUUGUCACCCAUGAGAAUAACACAACCCAAAAUUGGCAAACGUACCCGUGAGGAGCUACGAGAACUCUGGAAAACGGCAAUCCGCCAAACAAUCCUUCUCAAUCGCAUGGAAACGGAAAAUGCCAUGUUACAGGCUCGCCAGAAUGAAAAUGAAUUAAAACGGAUGAAAUUGGAUUAUGAAGAGAUUGUGCCGUGUGAUAAGCAACUUAUCGAGCGAUGGGAUGCAUUCAUUGAACGGGAUUCUAUGAAAAUUGGCAACAAACGAGAUCCCAUUGUAUUGGCACAGGCCAUAAAAACCGGAGUACCACGUUCGAAACGUGGUGAGGUAUGGUCAUUUUUGGCUGAACAACAUUCCAUGUACACGGCACCGGUGGACACCAAGAAAUUUCCCAAUUUCAAUACACCCUAUCAUGCUCUGCUGAAAAAUCUUACCGAACAUCAACAUGCGAUUUUUAUUGAUUUGGGUAGGACAUUCCCCAAUCAUAAAUUCUACAAAGAUCCAUUGGGAUUGGGUCAGUUGUCAUUGUUUAAUCUGCUCAAGGCCUAUUCAAUAUUGGAUCCAGAGCUGGGUUAUUGUCAGGGCUUGGGUUUCAUAUGUGGCAUCCUACUGUUGCAUUGCGAAGAAGCCGAGGCCUUCCAGCUCUUGAAACACCUGAUGUUCCAUCGUCAAAUGCGCACCAAAUACUUGCCCGAUAUGAAAAAGUUCCAAUUGCAAUUGUAUCAAUUGUCUCGCUUGGUUAAAGAUCAUCUGCCGGAUUUAUAUGUUUGGCUCGAUCAAAAUGAUGUCUCACCUACCCUGUAUGCAGCACCAUGGAUUUUAACCGUUUUCAGUUCACAAUUUCCAUUGGGUUUUGUUGCCCGUGUCUUUGAUUUAAUGUUUUUGGAAUCCUCGGAGGUAAUAUUUAAAUUUGCCAUUGCAUUGUUGACGGUCCAUGAAUCCGAGUUGCUGGCCCGUGAUAAUUUCGAAGAGAUUAUGGAUUAUUUGAAAACCGUCGUACCGAAAAUCGAUGCUAAAACUAUGGAGAAAGUUUUGAAAAUGGUCUUCACAUUGGACAUCAAUAAACAGCUGAUGGAAUACAAUGUAGAAUAUAAUGUGCUGCAGGAGGAAAUCACCUCAACAAAUCAUCAUUUGGAAAUAUUAAAUCAAGAGAAGUCUAGGAAUCAACAUUUGGAACAACAAUUACAGUUUGCCCAAUCAUCAAUCGUGCAAUUGGAGAAGACACGCUCCUCACAGCAAUCACAAAUAACCAAUCUACAAUCACAGGUUCAAUCAUUGGAAUUGACAAUUCAGACAUUGGGUCGUUAUGUUAGUCAUUUAGCCGAACGUAAUAUCGAUUUGGAAAUACCACAGGAGGUGCGAAGAGUUCUACAACAACUCGACGACUUGGAAAAACAAAGACGACGUCCUCUAUUCACCGAACGUAAAAUUGGUAAGUCUGUCUCGGUCAACAGUCACUUGGGGUUUCCACUCAAAGUCCUCGAAGAGUUGAACGAAAAAGAAGAACAUGGUUCGCCCCAAAAAACCAAGAAGACACCCUAUUUUGAGAACACCUACGAACAGUUGAGGCAACAGAAACGUGGUGCAGCAUUGGGUGGCAGUGCAACACCAACAGAUUCCACCAUAUCCCCAACACGACAGAUCUCAGCACCUGCUAUGCAGCAACAACCACAAUCUCCAGAAUUGACCCAACCACAGAGACAGCAGUCGGUGCAGCAACAACAAAGACCCAAUCGUUUGUACAGCGAUAAGGGACCCAAUCUGCAAGAGAUGCAAUCCCGUUUGGAUGAAUUAAAAUUACCCGAACAUGUUGAUCGUUAUAUGGCCCAAAUUAAAAGUCCACUCGAAGUGGAUAGUGGUGUUGGCACUCCACUCAGUCCACCCAGUACCAGCAGCAACAGUAGUCAAAGUAGUUCCUUAAGUACGGGCAGUAUUUUCAGUCGUAUGGGCUACAAGAAUACUCCGGCGGUAUUUUCACCAAACGCUAGUCGACAACUAUUCGGUGUGGCCACUCCCACCAUGGAAUCGGGUAAUACAUCACCCGCCAAAGCUGCAGCUGUGCCACCAGCUGAAGAAGCUCAGUUACCGGAGGUAAAUAAAACCGAAGCAAUGCAUCCGUUGAGUAUGGUUGGUGAGGUAAAUGUACGAUUUAAUGGUACAACACAAUUGAAAUCAAUACGUCCAGUUCACCACCUAAAGAGUCCGGUAACGCCGCCUAAACCAGCUGCCCAAAAACAAACCGAACAAACAACGGCAGCAGCAGCAGCAGUGGCUCAAAAUGUUAGCGGGGCUGGUACAAGCUAA